Brassica rapa (field mustard) is the source of this 3316-nucleotide messenger RNA. Its product is annotated as heparanase-like protein 2. Gene Ontology annotation, cellular component: plant-type cell wall; membrane. Lineage: Eukaryota; Viridiplantae; Streptophyta; Magnoliopsida; Brassicales; Brassicaceae. The record is from RefSeq and is a predicted model, not a curated record. Gene Ontology annotation, molecular function: beta-glucuronidase activity.
UCAAUAACAUUAUAGAUUUACACAAUAUAUAACACUAAAAUAUAAAUUAUAUCUUUGAAAGUUUUGCGAUGAUAUAUGUUAUAUAUUUAUAAAAUGAAAAUCUACCCGCACUCCGUGCGGGUAAUAAAUCUAGUCUAUACUUAUUCUCAAAGGAAAACAUGAGGAAUCUAUAUUACGAGAUGAAACAAUUACUAGAUCUCAACAUUUAACAAAAGUGAUAAAAUCAUAACAAAAUGUGGUACAAAAACAAUUAUGGUACAAUUUUCAACUUCUUCAAAAUUAGAAAAUUUUGAAAUCUUGUUAAAUUAUCAGUUGAAAACUUUCAAAUGAAAAUUCCAAAUAAACUUUCAAAUUCUAACUCCUUAAUUUACAAUUUUUUCUGUUUCUAGGGCAUCUUCAUCUCUACUCCAUUUUUUCUUCUAAAAUGGAGUAAAAGUGAAUAUAUAGUAAUGAAUGCUCUAACCCAACUCUAUAUUUCACUUUAUAAUGAAAUUUACUUCAUGAAUGGAGUAAUAUAUUUUUGUUUGUUUAUCACUCCAUUAUAAAGUGGGAAAUAGAGUAGGUUGGAGCAAUUUUACUUCAUUUUUACUUUUACUCUAUGUUGGAGGAAAAAAUAAAGUUUUACGCUGGAGAUGAUCUUACGCUAAUAUUCGGUUAAAUUAGUUUGAGCACGCUUUAUGAAAAAGACAAACAAUAAAGAGAGAGAAGAGGCGAUAAAAUUCAAGAUUAUGACAAGACUUUGAAAGAAGUGUUGUCGACGCCAAGAACAAAACGAACAUCUGCUCUCUGCUUGCGAUUCAGACACGACUUACAACUAUGGAUGCGUGAUUCUUCUUCUCAGGUCAGUUUCUCUUCUGAUAUUUGCUUCAUAUCAAUCAUCUCUCUGCUCAAGUUGAUUAGAGUUAACUACAUGUAUAUUAUGAACUAACCAUAUAAGAAAUAUUAGAACUAAACAUUACCUGGUGGAGUUUGAAUUGACUGUCGCCAUCUUCGUCACUGAGACCAACUUGCAUUUUGAAUUAUAUAAUGCAUGACUCCUUCCACCCACGCUGAAAAAAAUUACUCGGGAUGUAACUUUUUCUAUUUUUGACCCAAAAGUCAACUAAUGCUCUUGUGCUUGCGUCUCUGGAAACAUGUUUGACCAAUCAUCCUACAUCUAAUUAAAAAAGUAUAGCUAUGUUUUAAUUGUAAUUUAGAUAUAAUUGCUUUGAAAUAUACCCAAAUAAUGAAACUUGUAAAGUUAACCAAAAUAUCGUAAAUUAAAAUAUCCACAUACAAAUUUCAUAAACAAAUAAUAUGGUUUACUUUUCAACUAAAAUUUUGAAUUGUUUUUUUUUUUAUCAAAUUUUGAAUUGUUUUUUUUUCUUAAGAAUAGUCUGCUAUACCAGUUGAACAAGCCACCAGUUUUUUAUUUUUUUUUUCAUUUUAAGGUUUAUCUGUAGAGAAAUUUUCUUAUUUAAAAUUCAGUUUCCUCUGUAAUCAUUUGCUUGUUCUGAUAAGCAAGAAUCAACCGACUGAGACGUGCGUCACAAACAAACCUAAAAAAUGAGCUAUAACGUUUGUUUCCUUGUGUUCUUGAGUUGUCUACUUCUACCUGGUGUUACUUUUGCUACCAACAUGGAACAAACCACUAUAGUAAUAGACGGUACACGUCAAAUCGCUGAGAUCGAUGAGAACUUUGUCUGCGCAACACUUGAUUGGUGGCCACCUGAAAAAUGCAACUAUGAUCAGUGUCCUUGGGGCUACGCGUCACUCAUCAACUUGAACUUGUCUUCUCCUCUUCUUGCUAAAGCUAUUCAAGCUUUUAAGACACUGAGGAUAAGAAUAGGUGGCUCCUUGCAAGACCAAGUGAUCUACGACGUAGGAGACUUGAAGACUCCUUGCACUCAGUUCAAAAAGACUGACGAUGGCUUGUUCGGAUUUUCUGAAGGAUGUUUGUAUAUGGAACGUUGGGACGAACUUAACCGUUUCUUCCACGCAACCGGGGCUAUUGUGACUUUCGGUUUGAAUGCGUUAUACGGGAGAGAGAAACUCAGAGGAAAUGCAUGGGGAGGGGAGUGGGAUCACACCAAUACUCAAGAUUUCAUGAACUAUACAGUCUCAAAGGGUUACGCUGUAGACUCAUGGGAGUUUGGUAAUGAGCUUAGUGGAAGCGGGAUUGGUGCAAGUGUAAGUGUAGAGCUUUACGGUAACGACUUGAUAGUACUUAAAGAUGUAAUCAAGAACGUUUACAAGACUUCUCAAACCAAGCCAUUGCUUCUAGCUCCUGGAGGGUUCUAUGAAGAAAAAUGGUACUCGGAGCUUUUUCGCCUCUCUGGACCUGGUGUUCUUGAUGUCAUGACUCAUCAUAUAUACAACCUUGGUCCAGGGAAUGAUCCAAAGCUUGUGAGUAGGAUACUAGAUCCCAAGUACUUGAGCGGAUCAGUUACGGGACUAUUCAAGAAUGUUGAGAGAACGAUUCAAGAACAUGGACCUUGGGCUUCUGCUUGGGUUGGAGAAGCUGGAGGAGCUUUUAAUAGCGGUGGCCGGGAGGUUUCUGAGACAUUCAUUAACAGCUUCUGGUAUCUAGAUCAGUUUGGUAUGUCGUCUAUGCACAACACUAAAGUAUACUGCAGACAAGCUUUGGUUGGAGGUUUCUACGGGCUGCUCGAAAAGGAAACGUUUGUUCCCAAUCCAGAUUACUACAGUGCGCUUCUUUGGCAUCGUUUAAUGGGUAAAGGCGUUCUUGGCGUUCAGACAAAUGCGUCAGAGUAUCUACGGACUUACGUUCAUUGUUCCAAAGGAAGAGCGGGGAUAACGAUUCUUCUGAUUAAUCUGAGCAAGCAAACGACGUUUACAGUAGGAGUCAGCAAUGGCGUGAAGGUGGUUUUGCAAGCAGAAUCUACGAAGAGGAGAUCUUUCUUGGAAACAAUCAAGAGCAAGGUUUCUUGGGUGGGAAAGAAAGCUUCUGAUGGAUAUUUGAACAGAGAAGAGUAUCACUUGAGUCCAAAAGACGGUGACUUGAGGAGCAAGAUAAUGAUGUUGAAUGGUGACCCUUUGGAACCAACGGUCACUGGAGAUAUCCCAAAGCUUGAGCCGGUUCGCCACGGAGUGAAAUCUCCUGUUUAUAUCAAUCCAUUGUCCAUCUCGUUCAUUGUGUUGCCUACCUUUGAUGCUCCUGCUUGUUCAUGAAGGACCAUGACGAUCUUUUGGUAACUUGUAAAAAUGAAAAUCUGAAUAACAAAAAGUGGAUAUACCUUCGCAACUGCAUGCAUACACAUGCUAUUGGACAACAAUACGUUGAUAACUGGGUUUAUUCCAAUCUACUUUCAUAUCA